Messenger RNA from Talaromyces amestolkiae, 2148 nucleotides. RefSeq lists its product as uncharacterized. Gene Ontology annotation, molecular function: zinc ion binding; DNA-binding transcription factor activity, RNA polymerase II-specific; transcription cis-regulatory region binding. Gene Ontology annotation, biological process: DNA-templated transcription; regulation of DNA-templated transcription. Gene Ontology annotation, cellular component: nucleus. The coding region runs from base 1 to 2148 and encodes 715 amino acids. The transcript has 2 exons. Lineage: Eukaryota; Fungi; Ascomycota; Eurotiomycetes; Eurotiales; Trichocomaceae. The record is from RefSeq and is a predicted model, not a curated record.
AUGAACAACACUGGUUUUAUGGAACCCGGCGCCCCUUCGACGGUAGGUGUAUCGGGCCCGCCUACCAAGAAGCAAAAGCGAACGAGUCCGCCAGAUACUGUCUCAGUUGUUCCAAUGUCGCGUAAAGGAAAGGCCUGUUCGAGCUGUCGCAAGUUAAAGAUCAAGUGCGAUUCCGCCGAUCGAGACAUGGGCAGCUGCUCACGCUGUCUUCGACUCGGUGUGCAGUGCAUUCGUAGACAGCCAUGGAUACAUACGGAGAACGGAGAGGGAUGGCAGCAGCAGACAAACAUUACAAUAUUCAAGUUGGAAAGGGCCCUAGAGGAUGUUUUGGAAAAGUUGAACAUGCCCGCGUUGGAUAUGUAUGCACAAACGCCCAUCGUCGAACCUGUCCAGUCUCCGCGGUCGACACGCCAGAAUUCGCAAGAGCCAGCUAUUGCUAUACCAAAAAGAGGCGAUCGCGAUGUCUCACCUGGUCCGAUGCAGAGUCUAAUUGAGGCCACUAGAUUAAAUGGUCUUUUUAGUCAAUUGCGUAGCGGGAAGCAAAGGCGGAAAGGCGGCAUGCGGCGCAUGGAUACAGACUUGAUUUCAGAAAAGGUCAUCACAUAUGAACAGGCCGAAGAAAUGUUUGAAGUAUUCAAAGCCCUGCUAUCGCCUCGUCUAUAUUCCGCAACAAUCCCGCCAGACGCUACUCUGGAAACGGUCCGCACCUCCUCUACGGUACUAUUCACUGCCAUAAUACUUGUUAGUGCGCUGCACAUAUCUGGCUAUGAACAAAUACACGAAAUUUGUCAUGGUCGCUUCCUCGGGCUGGUCUCGUCAGCGAUCUUUGACCGCUUCCACACACUAGACGAUAUCCGUGGGCUCUGCAUUGCAGCCUUUUGGCGACCCGAUCUUAGCUGGAAACUCAGUGGACUUUGUAUUCGAAUGGCCACCGAAUGCCAUCUCCACCAUGCAUUUUACGAGGCAUUUUACACGCCUGACAUUACCGAAGAUGCCCUUCGUGAAUCGCUUGAGAAAACGAGGUUGUGGUACCUUCUCUUCGUCCUUGAUCACCAGUCAAGCAUCGCUUACGGCCGGCCGCCUGUGAUGGCAGAGCUGAGGCCGAUCAAGGACUACGAAGUAUUACUCAACUCGCCGUGGUGUACAGCGCAGGAUCGUGCACUCAUCGCGCAGGUGACUGGAUUCGUCAUUCUUAGCAAAGCCUUCGAAACUUUUGGUCUUGAGCCAAGACGGACGAUGAGUGGUGACGAUGCAUCAGUUUUGACACACUAUCGAUUUACGGAAGAUGUCCGUGCGUGGAGAGAACGUUGGCAGACUUUACGAAGUGUUGAAUCCUACAAUGGGAAGAAUCAGCUACCCAGCGGAGAAAUUGACUUGCAUUUUCAUUUUAGCGACUUGGUACUAAAUUCGCUAGUCCUCCGUGGACGACCACUAGCAAACUUGCAUGAUCUACCAACCAGUUUGCGACCGCUCACAUUGCGAGCGAUAGAAGCGGCCCAUGCGCUUCUUCGACAUUUUAUCGAAGAUCCUGGAUCCAGAGAAGGUCUCGUAGGCAUGCCGCUAUAUCUUCACUCCAUGAUCGCAUUCGCUGUGGUAUUCCUGGUAAAAAUGUCACAUUGCUGGCACAUAAUUGGCAUCACCAUCGAUCCCGCUCAACAAACAAGACCGUUGAUUGAAGAGACUAUAAAGUUCCUGAGAAGUUGCAAGGCAGGGGCCAAUCAUAUGGUUUUCAGUAUGGCGAAUGGGUUUGAUAGAAUGCUCAAGCAGGCGUCUCGACAAGGCAGGAUGCAGCCUAACCAUGGGGAUAUUCCAGCUGCAAGAACUAUGCAAUGGGCAAAAGAUUCUGAAUUAGACCGCAAUAGGUCUUCGUGGGGUCUCCCAGACGAAUCUUCGCUUAACCAGAGUCAUGCUUCGCCUACCUCAGCUUACCUGUUAGAUGACCAAAGACGAGUGGCUUAUAAUUCAAAUGCCCCGCCAAAUGACACAGCCCAGACAUAUCAUAUGCAGCAAAAUUCUGAAGUCUCCCCAUAUGAGAACUGGGACUUUCAAGAUGAGGAGCUGUGGAGUUUGGCCAUGGGCUAUGACCUACUAGCUCCUGGCGGCGAAGGGCUACCCAACACAGACUUUCCUUAUUUGUUCGUUCGAUGA